Molecule: messenger RNA, 1305 nt
Organism: Aspergillus steynii IBT 23096
Lineage: Eukaryota; Fungi; Ascomycota; Eurotiomycetes; Eurotiales; Aspergillaceae
Gene: hacA
Product: transcription factor HAC1
Exons: 2
Coding region: 1-1305 (434 amino acids)
Biological process (GO): positive regulation of transcription by RNA polymerase II
Molecular function (GO): DNA-binding transcription factor activity, RNA polymerase II-specific
Source: RefSeq, a predicted model, not a curated record
AUGGAAGACGACUACUCCGUCGACUCUUUGCCCGGGACCCCCGCAUCGGAUGUCCCGGUGCUCACCGUCUCCCCGGCAGACACCUCGCUAGAAGAUCUACUCGAAGACUCGCCCGACGUCAAGUCGGAAGAGAAGAAGCCCGCAAAGAAGAGGAAGUCGUGGGGUCAGGAACUACCAGUCCCUAAGACCAACUUGCCCCCUCGAAAACGGGCCAAGACUGAAGACGAAAAGGAGCAGCGCCGUAUUGAGCGGGUUCUUCGGAACCGCGCCGCGGCUCAGACCUCCCGCGAGCGGAAGAGGCUCGAGAUGGAGAAGCUAGAAAACGAGAAGAUUCAGAUGGAGCAACAGAACCAGUUUCUGAUGCAGAGAUUGUCCCAGAUGGAGACCGAGAACAAUCGUCUCAACCAGCAAGUCGCCCAGUUGGCUGCCGAGGUCCGUGGCUCGCGAGCAAACACGCCGAAGCCCGGAUCUCCCGCCAGUGACUCCCCGACUCUCACUCCUACCCUGUUCAAGCAGGAGCACGAAGAGCUCCCUCUUGAGCGUAUCCCCUUUCCGACGCCAUCCUUGACCGACUACUCCCCCACUCUGAAGCCUUCCACUCUGGCUGAGUCCUCCGACAUGACACAACAUCCUGCAGCGGUGUUGUGUGACCUGCAGUGUCAGUCGUUGGACUCGAAGGAGAAGGAAGCGCGCUCCCACUUUUUGACCUCGCCUCAGGCGUUCCAGGUCACGCUGCAGAUGACGUUGCAGCUCCUCUUUCUGACGAUGACUUCCACCGCCUAUUCCACGGUGAUUCGUCCGCUGAGCCAGAUUCUUCAGUCUUUGAAGAUGGGUUCGCCUUUGACGUUUUCGACGGCGGAGAUCUAUCAGCAUUUCCAUUUGAUUCUAUGGUUAAUUUCGACUCCGAGCAUGUCGGUCUCGAAGGCACCGAGCCGUCCGACACCCUUCCGGAUGAGGCUUCUCGCAAGACUGCUAGCGUGCAACCCAGCCAUGGCGCGUCCACUUCGCGAUGCGACGGGCAGAGCAUUGCAGCUGGCUGUUAGCGAGAACCCGUGCCGGGAGUCCGUGUCGGGGGCCGGCGCCGGAGCGACUGGCUGGACUUGGGAGUACUUAUUAACCUUCGCGUGGGCGAUAGACCGCCUGGAGAAGUCGGGACGACGCAAACGAAUUUUGAGUGGUUUGAAAUCAGCGCAAAACGGUCGGCGCAAUCGGAUUGGAAAGUCCCCUCGGGGUACAUGGAGUUCUAGGAGUUCAACAAACAACGGCGAGACGUUGACGUCUCUGCUUAUGGGCAAGGAAAGCUGA